Molecule: messenger RNA, 1280 nt
Organism: Vigna unguiculata (cowpea)
Lineage: Eukaryota; Viridiplantae; Streptophyta; Magnoliopsida; Fabales; Fabaceae
Product: EPIDERMAL PATTERNING FACTOR-like protein 5
Biological process (GO): stomatal complex development; guard cell differentiation
Source: RefSeq, a predicted model, not a curated record
UCACUAUCUUCUUUUUGACUUGGACUUUCUCUCCCACACCAACUCUCACGCAAUAAUCUUCCCUUCGCUUCUGCAACAAUAAUACAACACUGCAUACAUAUCCUCCCUUCAACAUCGUCUUCCUCCUUCUCGCUCUUCAACUCCUAUCUCACAUCUCUUCCCUAACCUGCGCACCCCACCUCGCCCAUAGGCGUAAUGCGCCACCACCAUCGCUUCCACUGGUUGAAAGCCUUCACCACCUUCUCUUUUCUCUUCUUCUCUUCCGCUUCAGCCGUAACAACUCCCACCCCACAGCUCAGUGGUGGGGCUGUGAAUCACCUUAACCGGGAAGAGAAGCAAAAUGGGUCACCGGCGGUGCCGGUGGAGAGACUUGUGGCUGGGGAGAAGAGAUUCGGCGGGCCGGGGUCGUCGCCGCCGUCGUGCAGAUCCAAGUGCGGUUGGUGCAGUCCUUGCACACCCGUUCACGUUCCAGUUCAACCCGGUUUAAUAAUUCGCCUCGAGUACUACCCAGAAGCAUGGCGUUGCAAGUGUGGGAACAAGCUUUUUAUGCCAUGACGUUAAUAAAUUAGCAUAUAUAGUUAUGGAUUAUAAAAAUCCUAGUACAAAAGAAGAACACAAACGUUGGCAGAAGCGAGCAGAAGAACAUUGCAGACACUAGCAGCAGCCGUCUUAAAUUUUCCCUUUGGGGUAUUUGUUUAUUUUUAUCUCAGUGUUAGUGCCUUUCGUGCACUGAUUAAUGUUGCUGAGGUUGGGUUGUUUAAGAGUACUAUGUUUAUAGUAUUAUUGAUGUUUAUAGUAUUGAUUUUUGGAUUAACCUUUUGAGGGAAGGAGGGAGGGACAGUCAGGAGGGGAGUGUUGGGAAUGUAAGAUGUUCAGGUGGGAUUACCGAGACGAAUAUCUUAAACCUUUCUCUGCUUUUAACACACUACACUCCUACUUCUCUCUAUGUAUUGUUUCCCUUCUCUAUCUGUAUACGUUUUCAUUCCCCUUUUGGUGUAUGUUUCUGGCACCUUGCAAUGCAUCACCACCCUACCACCCUCUAUAUAUUAUUACAAGUCAAUGAAGGUUCUAAGCUGUAAUUAUGAUGAGUAUAGUCUCUCUUCAGAUAACCAUCAUAUGGAUGCAUAGCAUCUAUUUGAAUGAUGCUGGAUAGCUACCGGGGUUAACUUGCUCAACUUUUGUUUGUAUUUGUAGUGGUUGAAGUUUGUGCUACCUUACUGUUUUAAGGCAUUUAGGUUUUUGAGGUUGCAUUCUUAAUUUUUCAUUGUUUGGAUUUUGUA